Molecule: messenger RNA, 1101 nt
Organism: Drosophila subobscura
Lineage: Eukaryota; Metazoa; Arthropoda; Insecta; Diptera; Drosophilidae
Gene: Pabp2
Product: polyadenylate-binding protein 2
Exons: 6
Coding region: 377-1054 (225 amino acids)
Molecular function (GO): RNA binding
Source: RefSeq, a predicted model, not a curated record
ACAUCAUCUCUAACAACGAGGCCGAAUGAAUAUAUUUUCGGUGGUAAAAUUUUCGUGUGUUUUUUUGUAAAUAAUAGCAAAUUGCGCACUUUAAAACUUUGUGAAUAAGUAGCGUAGCCUGAGAACAAACCCAGCAGUACAGUCAGAAAGUGUCGCUAUCUAGGCAUAAUCUACAAAUAUUAUUUUGUACAGUGCGUGCGUCGAAUAGACUGGUCAGCGGCCAUUUUGAGCACAGGCAAACGUCAGCACCCUUUGUACAAUUUUCCUACUGAACUACGAUAAAAUCCGUACUUCAGAAGCCGCUGAGAGAAUUUACGCGCAGAGUCGAAAGCUUGCUGAACGUAAACAAAACCAGUAACAAAACUUAUCACAAGAAAUGGCUGAUGAAGAUAUCACACUGAACGAGGACCAGCUCUUGGAGUCGAUGGAAGAGACUAAUGGCGAGCAGGAGACUGAAAUUGUGACAGAGACUGAGGAGGAAGGCAGCAUGCAAAUCGACCCCGAACUGGAGGCCAUUAAGGCCCGUGUCAAAGAGAUGGAGGAGGAGGCCGAAAAAAUAAAGCAAAUGCAGUCUGAAGUGGACAAACAAAUGGCCGGUGGGUCCACAACCGGUCUAGCCGCAGUGCCGCUUUCCCUCGAGGAGAAGCAGGAGAUUGACACGAGGUCCGUCUAUGUGGGGAAUGUGGACUACGGGGCAUCUGCGGAGGAGCUCGAGGCACACUUCCAUGGAUGCGGCACCAUCAACCGGGUAACAAUCCUGUGCAACAAGGCUGACGGCCAUCCCAAGGGCUUUGCUUACAUUGAGUUUGGCUCAAAGGAGUUCGUUGAGACGGCCCUGGCCAUGAACGAAACCCUGUUCAGAGGUCGACAGAUCAAGGUCAUGUCAAAGCGCACAAAUCGCCCUGGCCUCUCCACCACAAAUCGCUUUGCCCGCGGCAGCUUCCGGGGGCGAGGAGCUCGUGCAUCAAGGGCCUGCUGUCACUCGACCUUCCGAGGUGCUCGCCGAGCAAUAAGGGGUUACCGCGGGCGUGCCAACUACUAUGCUCCCUACUGAUCGUUGUUAAAUAGAACCCACUAGUAAGAUUUUUUUACCAAUUUAUU